Messenger RNA from Phoenix dactylifera (date palm), 1894 nucleotides. Lineage: Eukaryota; Viridiplantae; Streptophyta; Magnoliopsida; Arecales; Arecaceae. The record is from RefSeq and is a predicted model, not a curated record.
CAGUAACAGUGUUACUUGCAUGGCCCACGCGGCAGAUGGAUGAAGUCAUCGAAGACUUGUCACCUAAAAAAAAAAAAAAAAAAAAAAGAAGUCAUGCAAGACUUGCAGUUGACGACGACCCUCGCGUCUUGGGAACACUUUGAUUCCACUCCGCUUCAGACGUUAACAAAACCCUCUCUGGAUUCACUGUCUUUGAGCUUCCACAUUUCAACUUGCAGAGAAGUUUCCAUCAUCGCUCACUUUCCGCCUCUAACCAACACGACAUGAAGGCAAGACCCGUUCGGACCACAAAUUAAACUACCACCUAUCUUGUUAAUUGCAUGGCAACUUCUAAACCACAGAAGAAUUCAGUCCCCCCUCACCUUGACCUAUCAACCCUCUCUCUCUCUCUCUCACACACACACACAUACUUGCAUUAUAGUCUUUUCCUUCAAGGCAUUCAUGGAACACAGCCUUCAUCCCUCUCCUUGAACCCUUCUCUUGACCUAUCAACUCUCUCUCUAAUAGUUACAUUGUAGUAUAUCUUCAAGGCAUUCACAAAACAAAUCCUUCGCAUAUGGACUACCAAUUCCUCUCCAUCCUCCUCUCUCAACUGUUCUUCUCUCUAAUCAACUCAUCUACUUGCACCAGAACCUUCAAAGAUUCUGUUACUUACUCUUCUGAUGAAACAACUAACCAACACCCGGCGCCAACAACACGUCCCUCCAUGCCCGAGUUGCUCCCUUAUCCUCUAUGGGUCAGCGUUGUCAUGUCCUUCUCCAUCGGCUUUGCCUUAGGCCCCUUCCUCUUCAUCCUCUGGAGACUCGCCAUCAGCCGCUGCCGUCGCAUCAAAACCAACAAAGAAGAGCUCGCGAGCUCUUCAUCCUCUGGAGACUCACCAUCAGCCGCUGCCGCCGACACCCCCACCGUCUUCAGCCCCAUGCUCAGGUCCAACAUCUCCUUCAUCGACAAGCUCCGACACAACAACUUCCCCUCCGGUCUCCAGGUCAUAGGCCGUGGCGGCUGCGGCGAGGUCUACAAGGCUGAGCUCCUUGUCUCCGGCCGGAGAAUCCCCAUCGCUAUCAAAAAAGUCCUCCAACCGUCCCUCGACGCCGCUAACCUCAGCGAAGAAGAGAGAAGGCUUCUCCGCUUUCAAAUGCGGCAAAUCCGGUCGGAAAUCCUCACCGUUGGCCGGAUGCGCCACCCAAAUCUCCUCCGCCUAUUGGCACACGUGCCGCAACCUGAGUGUCACUACCUCGUCUAUGAAUUCAUGCACUACGGCUCUCUGCAUGACGUGCUAAAGCGCGGAGCUCGCGAGCUGGACUGGCCAACUCGUUAUCGAAUCGCUCUCGGAAUCGCCGCCGGCCUCGAGUAUCUCCACAUGGUGCACCGGCCAAGAAUUAUACACAGAGAUUUGAAGCCAGCAAAUAUCUUGCUCGACGACGGACUAAACGCCCGGAUUGCCGAUUUCGGGCUGGCGAAGGUGGUGCCGGAUUUUAUCAGCGGACCGUUCAGUUCGGGUAACAUCGCCGGAACGGUGGGCUAUAUUGCACCGGAGUACUUCCAGACAUUAUCAUGCACGGAUAAGUGUGACAUAUACAGCUUUGGAGUGAUUCUGGCGGUCCUGGUUACUGGGAAAUUUCCAAAUGAUGUGUUCUUUCAGAUGACUGAUGAAAUGUUCAUCAUUGGAUGGGUGAGGAGUGUGUUACGAUCGGAUGAUCCAAAGGUGGCGAUUGAUCCAAAUUUGGUGGGGUGUGGGUUAGAGGAGCAGAUGUUGCUGGUGUUGAAGAUUGCUUGUUUUUGUACGUACGAUGAUCCCAGUGAGAGGCCUAAUAGUAAAGAUGUUCGGUGUAUGCUGUCUCAGAUAAAGCAUUAGAUUGACAAGGUUUCACUACUGUAUGGAAUAGAGAUAUUA